Messenger RNA from Fukomys damarensis (Damara mole-rat), 1429 nucleotides. RefSeq names its product farnesyl-diphosphate farnesyltransferase 1 (gene Fdft1). Gene Ontology annotation, molecular function: squalene synthase [NAD(P)H] activity. The transcript is spliced from 7 exons. NCBI's taxonomy places the organism in Eukaryota, Metazoa, Chordata, Mammalia, Rodentia, Bathyergidae. Gene Ontology annotation, cellular component: endoplasmic reticulum membrane. The record is from RefSeq and is a predicted model, not a curated record. The coding region runs from base 160 to 1158 and encodes 332 amino acids. Gene Ontology annotation, biological process: cholesterol biosynthetic process; farnesyl diphosphate metabolic process.
CAGGAAUCGCUCAGCAGCAGCUUGAAAACUUGCUACAAGUAUCUGAAUCAGACCAGCCGCAGUUUCGCAGCCGUCAUCCAGGCGCUGGAUGGGGACAUUCGCCAUGCCGUGUGCGUGUUUUACCUGAUCCUCCGAGCCCUGGACACGCUGGAAGACGACAUGACCAUCAGUGUGGAGAAGAAGGUCCCCCUGCUGCGUGGCUUCCACACGUUCCUUUACGAGCCGGACUGGCGGUACAUGGAGAGCAAGGAGAAGCACCGCCAAGUGCUGGAGGACUUCCCCACGAUCUCCCUGGAAUUCCGAAGUCUGGCUGAGAAAUACCGAACUGUGAUCGCUGACAUUUGCCAGAAAAUGGGGAAUGGGAUGGCAGAGUUUCUGGACAAGCACGUGACCUCCAAGCAGGAGUGGGACCAGUACUGCCACUAUGUCGCCGGGCUGGUGGGAAUUGGCCUUUCCCGGCUGUUCUCAGCCUCAGAAUUCGAAGACCCUGUGGUCGGUGAAGACACGGAGCGGGCCAACUCUAUGGGCCUGUUUCUGCAGAAAACGAACAUCAUCCGUGAUUAUCUGGAAGACCAGCAAGAAGGAAGAGAGUUCUGGCCUCAGGAGAUCUGGGGCAGGUACGUCAAGAAGCUGGGGGACUUUGCUAAGCCGGAGAACAUGGAUGUGGCCGUGCAGUGCCUCAACGAGCUCAUAACCAAUACGCUGCACCACAUCCCUGACGUCAUCACCUACCUGUCCCGGCUCCGGAACCAGAGCGUGUUCAACUUCUGUGCGAUCCCACAGGUCAUGGCCAUCGCCACCUUGGCUGCCUGUUACAACAAUCAGCAGGUGUUCAGAGGGGUGGUGAAGAUACGCAAGGGCCAGGCCGUGACCCUGAUGAUGGAUGCCACCAACAUGCCGGCUGUCAAAGCGAUCAUAUGCCAGUAUAUGGAAGAGAUUUACCACAGGAUCCCCAGCUCAGACCCGUCUUCCGAUAAAACGAGGCAGAUCAUCUCCACCAUCAGGACGCAGAAUCUCCCCAACUGCCAGCUGAUCUCCCGGAGCCACUACUCCCCCAUCUACCUGUCGUUCGUCAUGAUCCUGGCCGCCCUGAGCUGGCAGUACCUGAGCGCCCUGUCCCAGGUCGCGGAGGACUACGUGCAGACGGGGGAGCACUGAGCCGUGCUUCUCUCGAACCGAGGAACUUUUGUCCAAGGAUGGGGACUGGCUUUAUGUUUUUCUUUUUCCUUCCUACUUUAAUCUCUCCAAGAACUUAGAAACUGUGAAAUGCAUUUACAAAGAAUGUGGGAAUGAAAGCAGAGGCCGCCCUGCGCUAGGCGCCUAUCCUCGCUGUGCUGUCAGGGCUGCCUGUGGGGUGCGCAUGGGCACGUGGUCUCGUCCUGCGGGGAGCCUGCUGGAAUGAUAAUGAAGUGUAUUUCAUUUAAAGCAA